AUGGCCACAACACUGCCAUAUCGACCGUCAAAUGACUCCCUCUCCGCGUCGAAUCGCCAAACCACAGGUCUUCCUCGGCUCUCACCGGCAGCCUCCUUCAUCGGACGAUCACCCAGCAGUUCCCACGGCUCCUACCACCGAGCGUCUACAGAGAAUGCGGUGUCGUCGUUCAAACCCCGCCGCUGUAAAGCGCAGUACCCGCUUGACUCGCCCGAGCGACAUGUGGAAUACAUCCUGGUUGCGUCCUUCCAUAUUGAUCGGGGUCCGAUCAUGGAGCACCAGUACCCCGCCGCCAUCAGUGGGGACGAGAGUAUGCUUGCGGAGCUGAUGCUGCCGGAUCAGACACAUGUGCGGAGUCAGGAUUGGACCAUGUUCUUUUUGCACAAAGAUACUAGUGGUGAGGAAGAGACCGAUUCCGCGGGUGGAAAGAAGAAGAAGCGCAAGUCGAAAUAUCACGGGAACCAAGAAGGGGCGGAUAUUCUGGAUGAAACCCCGGACGAGAGCACGGAUGACCCAGACAGCAGUGACGAUGAGGGUGGUGAGGGCCCACCUCUGAUGUAUGUGCUGAAUCUGGUCAACACAAAGCAGGAUAACACGGUCCGAAGAGGUGCAGUAGUCAAGGCCAUGGCGAUUUGCACGCGGCAUUCGUUCCUCCAUAUCUACAAACCUCUACUUCUUUUGGCGCUGGAGGAUUACUUCAAAUCACCAUACCCCGAAACGCUGGCGUCUCUCUACGAUGCUGUCAAUGCCAUGGACCUUUCGUUGAUGCCCAAAAUGUCCAUACUGGAGCGCCACAUCUUGCAGUCUAGCAACACAAAAGAUAUGUUCUUGGAGAAGUUUGAACAAAUGAUCCGCCAACGCGAAGAGGAGGAAAGUCAAGACAGUGAAUGUCCACCAUCGCCAAAGAAGAUGAGCCGAUACGCCCUGCCGCGAGAUACACAUGAGUACGAGUCGAAAGUGGUCUACAACGACAUCCCCAUUCCAGUCAAGAUUCCAACAGUGAUUUGGCCAGAGACGGUUGGAGACUUCUCUCUUAUCAAGCUCAUCCAGACCUUUGCCGUGCCCCAUGCCACCUCCCCGCAAGCAUUCCAAGCCCACCCCCAUCUGACGACGAGCGGCCCAUUCACGCAUCCCAUUAUCGUUCUCGUCAACGCCAUCCUCACUCAAAAGCGAGUAAUUUUCCUCGGACACAAUCGACCCUCAGGAGAAGUCGCCGAGGCGGUGCUCGCAGCCUGCGCCCUCGCAUCUGGGGGCAUUCUACGCGGAUUCACCCGCCACGCCUUCCCCUACACCGAUCUCACCAAAAUCGACGACCUCCUCAAAGUCCCCGGCUUCAUCGCAGGCGUCACAAACCCCACGUUCGCCAACCACCCCGAAUGGUGGGACGUUAUGUGUGACCUCCCCACCGGCCGCAUCAAGAUCUCCAGCCACGUUGAGACUGCCCCAGUAACAGAAGGUCUCCUGUUCUUCCAGCAACAGAACGCCCUCCUGCCAAACAACACCUCCAACACAACCCACGACCCAACAGGCGACACCCUCUUCAUGGAAGACAUCCUCCGCAGUAUCAGCCAGCGGCACGGCGAAAAUGCCAUCCGCGCGAAGUGGCGCGCCUACAUCACGAAGUUCGUCCGCGUAGCCGCAGCCUUCGAAGAAGCCGUCUACGGCGCCUCAAAUCUUUACAUCAUCGCCCCGGGCGAAGAAAUCUCCCCAGACAGCCCAACAGGCCACCAAACAGACGCCGCAGACCCAACCUCCCUCCGCGGCCACGGCUACGUCUGGACGGACGAGACCGCCAAACAGCGCGAGCUCUCCGCCUCCGUCUCCCGUAUCGAAGGCUGGCGCAAUACCCGCUCCUAUUAUUCUUACAUCCAGGAUCUCGCAGCCAUGUACUUCCCCGCGCGCCCAAUCCAGCGCCCAGACAUCCAUCACCACCACGACCGGCUCCGCUCUCUCAAACUCUCCCACGCCGAGGCUGCGUCUAUCUACCUCGCCCUGUCCCAUUCCGUCAAGGACUACGCCGGCAUCUGCCAGCUGCUGUGCGUGGCGCCGGAAAACCAGGCCGGUCUCUUCUAUGUUAGCAUGGGUCUUUUCCACCCUGACCAAGUCGUCCGCGAAGCGACGGUCGAUCUGCUAGAUCGCAUCGCGGCCCACCCGGCCGGUCGCCAUUUCUGGACUCAUGUCGGGCGCUUUGCGAAGUUGGGGUAUAUUCGUGUGCGGAGGGAACGGGAUGCUGCUGCGCAGAGUCCUAUUUCUGGUGCUGGGUCACCGAUUGUUCCUACCAGUCCUGGUGCUAGUUUUGGUGGCGAGCCGCAGAGUCUUGUCGGCGUUGCUAUGGGUGGGAGUAUGUCGAGGAGGAGUUGA
Messenger RNA from Penicillium soppii, 2361 nucleotides. RefSeq names its product AFI1/MesA family protein. Gene Ontology annotation, cellular component: plasma membrane. Lineage: Eukaryota; Fungi; Ascomycota; Eurotiomycetes; Eurotiales; Aspergillaceae. The record is from RefSeq and is a predicted model, not a curated record. The coding region runs from base 1 to 2361 and encodes 786 amino acids. The transcript has 3 exons. Gene Ontology annotation, biological process: actin cortical patch localization.